This is a messenger RNA of Poecilia latipinna (sailfin molly), 2408 nucleotides long. RefSeq names its product septin-8-A (gene septin8). The record is from RefSeq and is a predicted model, not a curated record. NCBI's taxonomy places the organism in Eukaryota, Metazoa, Chordata, Actinopteri, Cyprinodontiformes, Poeciliidae. Bases 207 to 1517 code for a protein of 436 amino acids. The transcript has 11 exons. Gene Ontology annotation, molecular function: GTP binding.
UAAUAAUUUUAGAAACCCAAAAAUAAAACAAAGACCCAAUUCUAUCACAAAGGAUUAAACACAUCUAAGUAUUGCACAUGGUGUGUGAGGAGGACUCUCGGAGAAGUGAAGCAGGCGGGCAGUGUGCUGUAAUGCCGCCCUCCUGCACAGAGGGCGUGUUGCCUUGAAUCAGCCCUGAGCGGAGAGCGUGAGGGGAGCAGGUCUGGAUGAAGGCUGAUUAUUAUUCCUGGACUCAGACACUUGAGAUGAUGGCGGCCGAUGAGAAUGAAGAAAUGCGAAGCCUGGAGCUCAGUGGCCAAGUGGGGUUCAACAGCCUUCCUCAUCAAGUGGUCAGGAAGUUAGUUGCUCAGGGAUUUUGUUUCAACAUCCUCUGUGUAGGUGAAACAGGAAUAGGCAAAUCCACCCUGAUCAACACGCUUUUCAACACGACAUUUGAAAACGAGGAAGCUGAUCAUUAUGAGCAAGAAGUGAAGCUGCGUUCGCAGACGUACGAGCUGCAGGAGCACACUGUCAAACUGAAGCUGACCAUUGUGCACACUGUAGGCUUUGGAGACCAAAUCAACAAGGAUGAAAGCUGCAAACCCAUUCUUGACUACAUCGAAGCCCAGUUUGAGAAAUAUCUGGAAGAGGAGCUAAAAAUAAAGCGUUCCCUCUCCAACUACGACGACACCAGAGUCCACAUCUGCCUGUAUUUCAUCGCUCCCACAGGGCACACCCUGAAAUCUCUUGAUCUGGUUACGAUGAAGAAGCUGGACAGCAAAGUCAACAUCAUUCCCGUUAUUGCAAAGGCAGACAUCAUGUCAAAGACCGACCUGGGAAACUUAAAGAAGAAGAUCAUGAACGAGCUGCAGAGCUACGGUGUGCAGAUAUAUCAGUUUCCGAAUGAGGAUGAGGAAGUUGGAGAGAUAAACUCCUCCUUAAAUGCUCGCCUUCCCUUUGCUGUCGUUGGAAGCACGGAGGAUGUUAAAAUCGGGAACAGAGUGGUGAAAGCGAGGUCGUACCCCUGGGGAGCUGUACAGGUGGAAAACGAAGAGCACUGCGACUUUGUCCAUCUGAGAGAGAUGCUUCUGCGCGUUAACAUGGAUGAUCUCCGGGAGCAAACGCACUCUCAUCACUACGAACUCUAUCGCCGCUGCAAGCUACAAGAGAUGGGCUUCAAGGACACUGACCCUGACAGCCAGUCGUUCAGUCUGCAGGAGAUGUAUGAAGCCAAAAGAAGGGAGUUCCUCAAAGAGCUGCAGCACAGAGAGGAAUCAAUGAGACAGAUGUUUGUUAACAAAGUGAAGGAAACGGAAGCCGAGCUGAAAGAAAAGGAAAAAGAGCUUCACGAGAGAUUCGAAGUGCUGAAGCGCAUGCACCAGGAAGAAAAGAGGAAUCUGGAGGAGAAAAGGCGAGAACUGGAAGAAGAGAUGAAUGCCUUCAACAGGAGGAAGGUAGCAGCUGAAACGCUGAUGGGACAAGCGCUGCAGGGAUGUUCACAGCAGCCGCUCAAGAAGGAAAAGGACAAAAAGAAUUGAAAUAAAGCUUCUUUAGUCUCCCCUCUGCGUGCUCCUUAAGCUCAGGAAGGAACCUGAAUUAGAAGACUUUCUACCGCAUGAGAACGUCAGACUAACAAUCAAGUGUUUUUAUUUUUACAACGUUUAAUGAAGAUUUUAUAGAACUAAAACAAGCUUCAAGGUGAGUCAACCUGAUGUCUUCAAUGUCAUCUACAACUUUAUCUGCACACCUUUAAACAACGUGCUGUGGCAUUGUCUCUGCAUGGCUCCUGAACUUGAUUCCUGCAAGUACUAAGACGUCUGCUUCGCCAAAAUGUGUUUUUGUGCUACAGUGCCUUGCAAAAGUGUUCACACUUUUUGAAUUUUUCCAAAUAUUGACUAUGUUGCAACCACUAACUUCUGUAUCUUUUAUUAUGCUAUUAUGUUAUAUAAAAGAGCAACGCAAAGUAGUACAUGGUUGUGCAGUGGAACAGAAAUUACGCAUGGUUUUCAAAUUUUAUUUAUUUAUUUUUUUUUCACAAAGAAAUAUCUGAAAGGUGUGGUGUGCAUCUGUAUUUAGCUCUUUUAAGGUCAAUCCAUUCUGAAAUAGCUUUGUGCCGCUAUCACGGCCAUGAGUUUUAUGUGGUAUGGCUUCUUUGCAGAUCUAAAAAUCAAAAUUUUAAACCUGUUCAAACCCAAUCAGAAUGGAUAUAGAACAUCCUGUAUGCUGUGUUCCUUUGUCUGCAAAAGGAUCUUUGAUAUUAACUAAUGUUCUCUAAAAAAAAUCAAGCACCGUAGUACCAUAUUCAGUGAGAUGGUGUUAGACAUGGGUCGGACUCUUUAGAUAAUCAUGACUUCUGAAGGAAUUGGUUGCAGUAAAUUUUAUUAAGAAAUACUAGAGUAAAGAAACACAUGCAGCACUUUAUAUUUUUU